CUGAAUUGAGUUAUUUUCACCAUUAUAGGGAUUGAUGUGGAGGAUUUAACUCAAGUGUGAGGAAGAAGAUGGCGGCCUCACAGGUAGCCAGACUUGUCUGUUACCUGUUAUACAGGGUGCUUCUACCAGCAGUCUUGCUUGUCUGUGCGGCAGUAAGAUUCAAUGGUGUUUCCUUCCUGUAUGCAGUGUUCCUUUUACUGUGUCCACUACUCAGUGCUCCAACUCCUUCCAGUAUAAGAGGAUGUACAGGGAUAUACCUGCGUAUAGUGUUUGUAGUUGCGUUGUUGGCAGUGUUGGCACACAGCGUGUUCCACAUAACCCUCUCUGCUAUAGCUACAGAUACAGAACCUUAUGGAUCAAUGUUCCCAAAUUGUUCUUCUAAUGAGCGGCUAGCAAGGCAGAUACUUUUGGAAAGGUUGGAUAAUGUAGCAACAAUAGACAUAAUUAGACUGGUUCUCCCAGAUGCUGUGGUGUUUUUGACUGGUUUACUAACUUACAUCAUCUGCUACAAACUUUUACCAGAAGAAAAGAACCAGUCUCAAGAAUUACCAACUGCAGUGAAAACUCAAAAGCGGCGCACUGUGAACAGUGUCCUUGACUUUCUUGGAGAAUCGUUCCUUGUACUGGUUCUGGCCGCCAGUGGUGUAAUAGUGCCUAGUGUUAUUUCCUCUUUGUAUUUUCUAUCAUUUAUGUGCCUAGCUACUAUAUGGUCUCUGUACGGACAUCUUGGACGGAAGUUUAAUGUUUAUAGGAUUUUGCUACUUUUAUACAGCGCUUCUCAUAUUCUUGUUCUUCAUUUAUACCAGUUCCAGUUUUUCCAAGUAGCACUUGAUCCAGACAGUUUUAUCGCAAGGUUGCUAGGUCUCACAGCUGUUGUCAAAACAGAAUGCUCAAACGUGUCGAAAGUGUAUUUUGAUGAUGUCACACAAUGGCCAAACUUUGUUAACCCAGCCAUUCUGGUUCUCUUGUAUUAUACCCUGGCAUUUGAAGUACGAAGAUGCUGGCACGGAAGGGUAGUUGUAUUGGAUGCCAUAGAUGGUGAAGAUGCCGAGCGCAAGCGUUCCCGGCGGCGUCAGAAGAAAGCAUCAGAGCGUCAGGUAGCCACGAAUCUGGAUGAAAGCCAAAAAGAGCAUCUGGUUGAGGCGGAGGUACGAGAUUACAGCAGUAUUGAACCGGUUAAUGCAGAAAGAUCCGGUUCACCUACAAUGCUCGGCACAGAUGAUGAAGCAGACGUCAGUGAUGAGACAGAUGGACGAGACAAGAAACAAAGUGAGAAAAGAUCACCAUGGGUGUCUGCACUCGUCUUUGUCAUGGGACAGAGUUAUGUCUUGUCUCUUAUCGCCAUGAUGGCUUGGAGUAUCACGUUUCACAGUUGGUUGACAUUUGUUCUGUUACUGGCAGCCUGCUGCAUCUGGAUGUUACCAAACUCACGUCGCGUCUGCUACAUCGUAUCACCAAUCAUCCUUAUAUACGCAAUGGCUCUUCUCAUUAUACAAUUUGUUUACGGAAUGAACCUAACGGACAAUGAACUACCCAAAGAGAAGGAUGGAGUCAACUUGGAAGAAAUCGGAUUAAAGAAAUUUAAAUACCCAUGCUUACAAUUGGCCUUACAGGUUGUAUAUACUGUGAUGUUUUGGUUAACAUUAAGACAGUAUAUCAGAGAACGAAGACAGUCUAUACUGAGUGAUGAGGAGAAAUAUCAGAUGGAAGCGGUUGCCGCGGUGACACCCACCACACCUAAAUCUUUCUCUGAAAUGCUACCCAUGAAAAAGCUUGAUGGCAAAAUCGGGGAAAUUAUUGAUUUGCGCCUGGACUCCCCGGAUGGGUAUGAUAGCAAUACAAUGAUAUGGUUAGGUCAGUAUGUAUGGAAUAUGCUGUGUAAAUACUGGAUCUUGCUAUGUUCUGCCAUGUUACUGGUUAUCUCCCUUCAAGAGGUUGUGGUCUACAGGAUUAUCUACAUGAUACUCUUCCUCGCCUUCAUACUCACAUUUCAGUAUGCCUACAGAUUAUGGAGAGCAACAAUGUUCCUGUUUUGGUGGGUGAUUAUUGUGUACUCUAUGAUAGUACUCAUCAUGUUGUACACCUUCCAGUUUCAAAAUGUUGCAGAACAGUGGAAAAAUUCAACCAAACUGUCAGAUGAAACACUUGCUGACAUUGGUUUAGAGAAGUUCAGUACAGCAAAACUGUUUGUACAACUACUUACACCUACCAGUUUCCUCAUCUUUAUCAUUAUACAAGUACACUACUUCCACAAACCUUUCCUCCUUAUCAGUGACCUAAAUAGAUUCAAAAGUGCUACCAGUGAUGCCCCAACUACACCAGACCUUGUUACCUCUCCUGAUACAACCGAUACCGAAUGUGCUGAUCCAAAAGACAAAAGUAAAUCAAUGGGGAAAAAGUUUAAUGAGCAAUUUCGAAAGUGUUGGCGUUAUACCACUGACUUUUGGGAGACAUUGACCAGGUUUCUAUGGAGACUGGCAGAAAUACAUGUAUUCAAAGUUGUAGCCUUUGUUAUCAUCAUGGCGACAACACAUGAGGUAUCAGCUGUUAGUGCGGUGUAUGUGAUUUUAUUGAGCAUAUUCCUGCCACUGACAGGCUGUCAGUUUCUACUGUCACAUCUAGCUCAGUUCUGGACAGCUCUUGUACUACUAGCUAAGAUGAUCUACCAACUUGGACUGGUGGAUAACAGUAGAUGGCUGUCUAACUGUACUGCUGGUAAUAUGUCAAAUGAGGCACCAUUUAAAGGAGAGAUAGAUAAUGCUCACUGGGCUGGCAUGAUGAAAACAUCAGAUGUUUCAUAUUAUCUUAGGAACUACAUUGGUAUAUUAUUGAUCCUGGUGUUUGAACGUAUAGUGGUAUAUCAUCAGUGUCAGUACUACCGUCAUCCAGACGUCCAGAAACCCAAAACAGGCAUCAUCUUCUCUGAUAUCAAGAGGCAUGAAGCAGAUAAAGGCAUUGUGGAGUGUCUUAAAUAUUUUCUCAACUAUUUCUUCUAUAAAUUUGGCUUGGAGGUAUGUUACAUAAUGACAGCAGUGGCAAUAAGUGUACGAGUGGAUGCCAUGUCUGUUCUGUAUGCCCUCUUACUUGGUAUCUUGUUACUGCUCAGCAGACGGGCAAAUGCUCGAUUGUGGCCGAUAUACACCAUAUUCCUUGUAAUACUACUCCCUGUACAGUUCCUCUCAGCACUGGGUCUACCUCUUGGCUUCUGUUAUAGAUAUCCGUGGGAUGGUCGAUUCUGGAUGUUAAAUGACAAUCAAGGGGAGGAGCUAGAGCUCUGGUUUUAUCUCCCGGACUAUCUUAAUCCUCCAAACUCAUACAAACUAAUUGCCGACUUCUUCCAGCUUCUCUUUGUAUGUCUGCAAUGGCGGGUAUUCAGGAAAGAAAUGAGCCAGAAAGAAGAUGAAAAAGAUGGUGGCAACAAUGAAGAUAUUACCCCUGAAGUGGAAGCUAAAAUGGAGAUUCCUGUUGAUGAUUUCACCACCAAAAUAUCGUCAUAUUUGGAUGUGAUAAAGAAUUUUGUGUUUGGUUACAUGUUCUGGGUGACUCUAGCGAUCGUGUUUAUUGCCGGCACUACCCGCAUUAACUUGUUUAGUAUGGGUUACGUUAUAGCUGUCUUCUGCUUUAUGUGGUUUGGCCAGGAGUUUCUCAUCAAACCUCUACGAAAACUUGUCAGGGCGUGGAAUUUCCUCUUGGGGUACUGUUUCUUUGUGUUGCUGUUGAAGGCAGCUUUACAGCUGCCAGGAUGUGUUUACAAUAAAACCAUAUCUGACAAUGCUUGUUGGUUGGUACAGUUGUUAGGGGUUACCUGUUUGAGACCAGGAUAUAUGCCAGUUAUAGGUAUAAAGUGUAUCAUAGGGAAGGACAACACAGGACUGGCAUGGGACGUUGUUUGCUUUACAUUCUUGUUGUUCCAAAGGAGGAUAUAUACCAGUCAUUAUUUCCGGCAUGUGGUGUCUGAUAUCGAGGCUCAAAACAGAUUAGCAUCAAGAGGGUGUCAGUUGAUCAAUCGUAUACUGAUGAAGGAAGUGGCGAAGCAGAAGGAGGAGGAGAAGACAAUUCUAGAGAAAAUCAAGAAAAAGAUGAGCUCAUUGAAAGAGAAACAGUCACAACUGAAGAAGAACUAUGUUGAACCGGUUGAACAUUUUCAAGCAAUAAGAUCUGGAGACUACUACCUGUUUGAGGAGUCGGAAGAUGAAGAUGUGGAAGAAGAAGAUGAACUUACCACACUAACUUAUGGUCAAGAUAAAGAUGAGGAUGGAGAGAAUGCUGAUCCAAUGAAGUUGAUAACAACAGCUAUGACAUCAGGGACAGAUGAAGCUGUUAAACAGCAUGAAGAAGGAGAUGAGGCAGAAGGAGGAGAGGAUCAAGUCUCCAUUUGUGAAGAGGAGAAGAAAGAGGGUGUACUUGAGAAGAUAAAGAAUGUUUUGAGGUUUAUUGUGGCAUUUUUGACAAGUUGUGCAAACUGGUUCACAGCUUUAUUCAAUAGAAUAUCUCGUAACUAUAGACUGGUCGCUGCUAAAAUGAAAGAUGAUCACAUUCGUGUCAAACAACAAAUUCAGAUGGAGCACAAGAAUUUAAUAGAAGAUGUAGAGCUGCAGGAGACAAAGGCAGAAGAAGGUGCAACAGGCACUGACACAGGUGGUGCUGGAGAUGAAGAGAUAGUGGUUGUAACAACAGAACCUGUCCAACAAGGUGCUAUAGUACCUCAGAAAAGUGAACUCAGUUUAUCUGGCAUUGACCUUGACAAGUUUGAUGAAACUGAGGAAGAAUUUGAGAAAAAUCAGCCGUGUAUAUAUCGACUGAUUGUUGCCACAUACUUUGCUAUUAUUGCAAGAUCUGAAGUAGUGUGUUAUUUCCUGAUGAUUUUGAACCACAUCUUAUCUGCCAGUAUCCUGUCCCUCCCUCUACCAAUGUUUGUCUUCCUGUGGGGUAUGCUGUCUGUCCCUAGACCUACAAAGAUGUUUUGGAUUACUGUAAUCACAUAUACCGAGGCUGUGAUUGUGGUAAAGUACCUGUUUCAAUUUGGAUUUUUCCCGUGGAACAUGAAAGUUGCACAAACAGAUCCAUUCUGGCCACCAAAUAUUAUAGGUAUACAACAAAAAGACAACUUUGCUGUCAUGGACCUCAUAUUAUUGUUAGCCUUGUUCAUCCAUAGAACCAUUCUAAAGAGAUAUGGAUUAUGGAGAGAUGAAGCGGAAGAUUCUCAAUCAACUAAGUCAAGUUCAAAAGCUUCCAUAGAAGAGUCAGGAAAGGAAGAAGAUGAGACAAAGGAAGAAAAUGUAACUGAGACCAGUGCUGCCCUAGAAUCACAGGAGGUAGAACAAAGUACAGAGAAAAAAUCCACGCCCCUCAAGAGUGUGUUCAGUCCAUUCACGAACUUCUACAAGCAACUAACCUGCCCAGAUUACAGUGCUACCACUGAUGUAUAUGCCCCAAUGUUUGUCUGUGACUUUAUCAACUUUCUCAUCAUAGUGUUUGGUUACCAAGCGUUUGGACCAUCACAAACAGCUGGAGGUGAUGUCACAUCCUAUAUAUCAGAUAACAGGAUUCCUGUUCCAUUCUUGAUCAUGCUGUUAGCUCAGUUUAUACUGAUCAUUAUUGACCGGGCCCUCUACCUGCGGAAGAAUGUUCUCGGAAAGUUCAUUUUCCAGAUCCUGCUCGUCGUACUUCUCCAUAUCUGGAUGUUCUUCAUACUACCUUACUCUACUAACAAGCCUUUCUUCAGUAACAGACCAGCACAGUUAUGGUACUUUAUUAAGUGUGUCUAUUUUGCCUUGUCUGCAUAUCAGAUCAGGUCGGCGUACCCUACUAGAAUUCUGGGCAAUUUCCUCACCAAGAAAUACAACUAUAUUAAUCUAUUCCUCUUUAAAGGAUUUUUGGCAAUACCAUUCCUGCUUGAGUUACGUACAUUGAUGGACUGGAUGUGGACAAACACGACAAUGGCAAUUGGUAGCUGGUUGCAAAUGGAAGACAUUUAUGCUAAUAUCUACAUACUCAAAUGUUACAGGGUUAUUGAGAAGACAUACCCAACACCAAGAGCUAUACCAAAGAAGGCAUUAAUCAAGUAUGGUGUGGGCGGACUAUUGUUGUUUAUCAUCAUCUUCAUCAUCUGGUUCCCACUUGUUAUAUUCUCAUUUGCUAACACGGUCUAUGUGCCACACCCUCCUACAGAGUGCACUGUCAGUGUUGCUCUAGCUGGGUAUCAGCCAAUCUUUACUGUAUCUGGACAGCAACAGGAUAUAUACCAUUACAGUGAAGGUGAAUUUACAAGUCUAAAGUCCCUCUUUGAUACUGAUCCAGUGGCAACAUCCUUCUUAAGUAACUAUGAAGCUGAAGAUGUUACCAAGAUAACUCUGGAUGGAAAAUCAACAUCAGUGUGGACAAUCAGUCCUCCAAGUCUAAGAAACCUUAUACGUGAUCUAACUAGUCCUACAACAAAAGUUAACUUAGACUUCCUUGUCACUUUCACAAGGCCACCAAACACUCAGGCUGGGGAAACAUUGACAAUACAGUACCGGACAGAAUUAUCAAAGGAUGAGAAGACCUUGACAGCUGAAAUGAUCAACAAAAAUAUUACAAAUUUUGUUAAGAUAGCGAAGACUUUUCCGGAGUAUAUAAGAUUGGCAAAUAAGGCAGCUACAGAAAUAAAACCACUUCUUGGUACACCUCCAAAGAAUGGCUAUACUGAUGUUGAUAUAUUUCUGGAAUCUACAAGUGGUAAUUCCAGUCAGGAGGCAUCAUGGUGGAUUAUUAAAGACUUGGGUCCUGGCCAUAAGGACAAUAAACUUACCUUUAUAACGUUCAACGAGCGUGUAGCACCGGCUGGAAUUUCAGCCAUCACAGGUUACGGUAUCAUUGGUUUAUAUAUAUCGCUGGUGUUGGUGGUAGGCCGGUUAGUGCGCGUUUUCUUCACGGGCGGUUCCCAGGAGAUCAUGUUUCAGGAAAUACCGGACGUAGAUCGUAUAUUACACUUGUGUUUGAAUCUCUAUUUAGCGAGAGAAUGUGGCGAAUAUUACCUGGAAGAACAACUGUUCUCUAAAUUACUAUUUUUAUAUAGAUCAACAGAAACUAUGAUAAGAUUUACAAAAUCGAAACAGGAAUGACAAGUGAUAGAGAUGUGAAGAAUAAGGAUUUUCAGGAUUUGAAAAAUCGACCAAAUCUAUUAAACAUGUCGUACAUGUAUUUACUUCAGACAUGAUAAAUGACUGAAAGUAAUAUCAGUAACAGAUAACAUUCCAGACUCACAUAUAUCUGUUUGGCUAAACCCCUAACAACAAAACUGUUGAAAACAGGUGCCUUACCCGAAAACCACUUUAACCAGUGAUUAAGAAAUCAUGACUUAUGUGUAAAAGUUUGCAUGUAAACAUGUAUUUAUACCAUGCCAGUAGCAUAUCUCUGUGUUAUGUUGUAUUAUGUUGUAUCAUUUAAUUUUAUUUUUUCAUUUUUUUAAAUUUUUUUUUUGAAUCCCGUCAAGGAAUGAAUGGCUGCUCCAUUUUAGGGUAUUUGCACAUUCUGUAAAUCAGCUUGUUCCCUGUGAAUAAGGGAAGAUUUUGAUGUCCUUCUUGUUAAGAUAGUCAAAAGCUGCGCUUUAUUAUGACAUUCACACUUGAAAUGGUUACGGCUCAUAAUUUUAUAAUUAUUAAACAUAAUUCAUUCAUGUACUACUGUAAAAGUGGCUUUUGGCAUUAUGGUUACAUAACAUAUUCUUGUACUAAUCUUGAAAUAGCUUUUUGCAUUAUGGUCUCUUCUUAUAAAGACAGUAGAAUAAAAAUGGCUUUUGACCUGAUGGUUAUGUAUUGGUCAUUUCAAGCUUUUGACCCCUCCUCAGCAAUCACAUAGAAACACCCAAACAGAGAGUAGUGGGGACUUAAACUUUGUGAAAAAAUCUGUCCAGUGUGUGGACAAUAAUUUCUGGUAAAAUCCCAGAUGGUUCUCUUGAGCUAGCCAGAGUUAUUUUAGUGCAAAACAUCCUCUACAUUGACUGACAUUAAAAGUAAAACCACUGCUCAUUUUCUAAUAUAAACCCUGCAAUGAUGGGAGGUUCUGAUUUGCAUUUAUACUCAUAAACUAUGAAUUAGACUUUCAAGUAAUGGCUUUUGUCUAUCUGUGCGUGCUUCAUAGAAAUUAUUGUUUCAGGGUUUUUAGGUUAGUGACCCUGUCCCUUAACAAGUGAAAACUAAGGUAUGCAGUAGUAAACAUUACAAGAAACAACCCUGAUAGUUGAAUCGUAUUAUUAUUUGAUUAAAAUGAGUCUAAGGUGAUGGGUAUUUAUUAUAACAACUUCUGAUUUUGGUUUUAGUUAUAAAUUUUGUUGCCGUUUUCUUUUUCUGAGAUCUGGACAAUUAGGAACUUUUUAUAAUACAUCCACUGUCCAUCGACCUGUUGAUUUUUGGUGCAUUUGUGUUGUAAUGUAUAAUUGUGUCUAAAUGCUUUGGACUUAGUGCAAUAUUUUUGUGUGUAAUUGUUGUGAAGUUUAUGUGAAGUUUUCUUUUAUCAUAUCUUUAUAUACUCACAUAUAGUAACUAGUCCCUGUUGAUUUUAUAACUGUUCUGAAUCCAAUUUUUUCUAUUAUAGAGCACAUAGGGUAAAAUUUUGUAAGGUGUUGGUGCUUUUAAUAGAAUUAUGAAUUUCUUAUUUAAUUUUCAUCUGAUUGACUUUUAAUGUAGUGAUAUGUCUGUAAUGUGUAAUUUCUGUUUAAAAAGCUCUGAUUCAUAAUUAAGUUAAAUGAAAAUUAAAGGAAGUUAGUCGCUAUUUGCCACUUUACCAGUAUAAUUUCAAUUUUGUCAGCAAAACAAAUAACCAAGGAAGUAAUGCAAUGAUAAAAGAAAACAGUGGCCAGCUUAUUUGCUUAAAUAUAUUAAUAAAGAAAAUCUGCAAUGAAAUUAUCUUAAAUUCUCCAAUAUUGAUAUUUUUUUUUAUCCAAAUUGCUUUAGAUAAAUUGCAUGAGGAAACCUUUGGUAUUUAUCUUGAGAAAAAUAUAAACUAUUAAAAAUGUGUAACAUAUAUAUCCAUGUACAUGUUAGUACUCUACUUGUGUGUAAUGAUUAUAUCUCAAGGUGUUGUAUUUUAUAGAAAAUAUUGUAUGUUUAUACGUAUUUUAUAUAAAAAUGUUUGUUUCACAUUGCAGAGUAUUCAUCCAUCCCACUGCCCCUUUAUGUUUAGUUCAGCAGUAUGAACUACAUGGGUAUAAACUAACUAUUUAGUUCAGCAGGAGAUAUUUAGACUAGGAUGGUAAUUAUUCACCAAUAAUAAAAUUAACGUUGAAAUAAUGUCUUGUUUUGAAUCAACUUUUAGAACUUGCAUCAAAUGUAGAUGAUUUUCACCCCUGUUCCCUCACAAACAGCAUAUGCCAAUGUUAGAAUUAAGGCAUGGUUUAAAUGGUACAUAAACUUAAUACUAAAUUUUAACAAGAUUAGCAACAUUUGAUAUAUUGUAACAUUCUUUUAGUUAUUUUAUAUAAAAUUUCAGACAUCAUUUUGGUGGAUUUUCACGAAAUUAAGUUCAAAGCAAAAAUGUUUUGAUAUACUCAGCAGGAAUAACUUAAAUAGUGCUUUUAAUGUUUUUUCCUUUGUAAUUUAUAAAACUUGGAAUGUUCAUGGUAUUUGCCACAACCUUAAUAAUGGCAUGUUAAAAUAUAUACUAUACAUAUGAGAUUCUGUUAGUCCAAUCAAAUACAUCUUAAAAGUCGAUGUGUUUUUGCAAAAUUAAUGCCAUUUAUAACUUUUAGAACAGAAAAAUUGGUGAAGAACUAAGAGCCAUCAUAGCUGUCACAUCUAACGACAGCAUUUCUGUCUAUUUAACCUGUAUGUAUACCACUGUGCUCAAUUAUAAUUCCAUAAUGUAAAUGCUUAUAAGUUUAUCUUGCCAUUGUGUGUAAUAAUAUGUAGGUAGUUAUGUUUAUAAAGUAAUAAAUAUUCUGCUUCAACAAAA
Ruditapes philippinarum (Manila clam) is the source of this 9930-nucleotide messenger RNA. Its product is annotated as piezo-type mechanosensitive ion channel component 2-like. The record is from RefSeq and is a predicted model, not a curated record. The transcript is spliced from 49 exons. The coding region runs from base 69 to 7103 and encodes 2344 amino acids. Lineage: Eukaryota; Metazoa; Mollusca; Bivalvia; Venerida; Veneridae.